Molecule: messenger RNA, 1248 nt
Organism: Eremomyces bilateralis CBS 781.70
Lineage: Eukaryota; Fungi; Ascomycota; Dothideomycetes; Eremomycetales; Eremomycetaceae
Product: HSP20-like chaperone
Exons: 3
Coding region: 146-883 (245 amino acids)
Biological process (GO): chaperone-mediated protein complex assembly; protein folding
Cellular component (GO): cytosol; nucleus
Molecular function (GO): protein-folding chaperone binding; Hsp90 protein binding
Source: RefSeq, a predicted model, not a curated record
CACAAACUUCCACAACCACAUCCCCUUGCAAAUUUUGGUUGCGCGUUUCAUCACAACAGGACCAACUUUCACUUCUCACCCAUCACCCAUCUAUUUUCCAACAAUCAAGACACUUCUCAAACCUAUCCACUCCAUCAACCCCACAAUGUCAAACCCCACCGUCACACCUGAAGUCCUAUGGGCCCAGCGCUCCUCCAGCAGCGAUGCCACCAAGAACCACGUCUUCCUCACCAUCUCCGCCUCGGACGUGGCCCCGGCCGACCUGAAGCUGGAGAUCACCCCGACGAAACUGACCUUCACGGGCCCCUCCAAGACGAAGAAGGUGACCUACCACGUCGAGCUGGAGUUCUUCGCCGAGAUCGACGAUAAGGAGACGAAGAUCAACCACACGUCGCGGGACGUCGAGCUGGUGCUGCGCAAGAAGGAGCUGAAGGAGGAGUUCUGGCCGCGCUUGUUGAAGGAUACCAAGAAGGUGCACUUCUUGAAGACCGAUUUCAAUAAGUGGGUCGACGAGGACGAGCAAGACGAAGUCGUCGACGACGACUACCUCUCGAAGAUGGGCGGCAUGGGCGGCCCGGGCGGCCCGGAAGGCAUGGAAGGCAUGGGCGGCAUGCCCGGCAUGGGCGGCAUGCCCGGCAUGGGAGGCAUGGGCGGCGGCGAAGGCGGCUUCGGCGGGAUCGACUUCUCGAAACUCGGCGGCGACAUGGGUGGUAUGGACAUGUCCGCGCUGCAAAACAUGGCCGGCAUGGGCGGCAUGGAUAUGUCUGCGCUACAAGGCAUGGCGGGCGCCGGCGGCGCGGAGGGCGAGGACGAGGAUGACGAUAUGCCGGAGCUCGAGGGGGAGACCGCGACGGAGGACAAGAAGAUCGAGGUGGUGGAGUAGAGAUGUCCGGGACGAGAGGAAAUGGCGCAACGAUGGAUUGACGGCCGCAGACAUGAUUCCUCAAGCGAGGGACCGUUAGGGCCCUCGGUUGCCUGGCCUGGCUGGAUGUCAUGAUCUCUGGAACUCGGGUUUAGGCGGAAUGGAUCGUCACAUAUUUAAUAUACCGUACCCGAUGAAACGCUUCCUUUGGCGACGCUGUGGAUGUAGAAAGCAAAAGUACCUUGCUCGUUGACCAUUCAACCGCUCCUUGACCUCUAAUUUCUGUCUUGAACUUUAGUGGUAUUUAAUCAUCCCGAGUGCUCUCUCUCUUUCGCCCUCUAUUUGCGUUCCUCAAUCGUUAUUCCGUACUCAUGGAACGGGAACCC